CCCCUGGGCUUUGGUCUGGACACAGAAGGGAUACAGCUGGAAAUUCCAGUGGUAGCUAUGUACUCUGGUCAUUGAGCAAAUUAUUGGUCGUUCCCAUGUUUUAUGCAAAACAGAUUUUUCAAAUGGAAAAAGUAGUAAAUCCGAAGUCGUGAGAAUAUCAUGCCUUUCAUACAUGCACGAGGGAUCCAUUGCAAGUACGUGAACCAGACUAGCUAGCUAAGCUACUGUUAGCAUCACUUGCCCUGGUAUGCUGGUGGUUUGUCCCUGACGCUAUGUUUUUAUAUAAUUGAUUUUGUCACAGGGUAAAGCAGUGGCGCACCGCUAAAAGGUUUAACGUAGGAACUCUGUGCUAAAAUGACAUGAAGUCAGAACAUGCCUUGGGAUGACUCCUUUUGCAACUUUGUUACUAAUGUUUCCGUUCGUAAACACUGCGUCGCUACAUGCAUUUAAUUGUGUUAUGCGUGAGGUAAUAGCUAAACAUUGUCCAUGCUUGCCUGCUGUGUAGCUAGUUAUGUUAGUUAGCUAUCGAUAGCUCAUUAAUGCAAGCCACAGCUUGGAUUUUAAUUUCUCAGUAAACCAAAGAGAUGUUACUUAUAUGAGUAUGACAUACAUGGUAUGUAUGAUACUAUGGAUGAUCAACAACUGGGAUAUGUUUGCUGACACUGGCCACACAUGAAAUGAGACGAUAUGGAUCCGCAGUUAUCCUUUUUUUUUGCCAAUAGCUGUCCUGCAUAACUAAUCGAUUGCCAGCUAACAACUGGAUGACGAAGAAGGCAAUUCUGUGUGGAGGAGACAUGUAAAUUGACUUUAUUGCUUAUUUACGGUAUAUGCCAUCGCGCCAACAAACCUUUAAACUGGUCUACUAUGGCGGUUAGCGGGGUGAGUCUUCUUUCCCAAUCCGGGGACGUGGCUGUCCCGGGAGUGGUUCUGUCUGCUAUGCCUUCUUCCAACACGCCAAUGUCUGCCCCCCCCACGCGAAAUGCGGACACCCGUGGCUGCGAGAAUGGUGACUUGAUGGACUCUUUCGGCAUCUUCCUGCAAGGCCUGCUAGCGAUGGUGGCCUUCAGUACGCUGAUGUUGAAGCGCUUCAGGGAGCCCAAGCAUGAGCGAAGACCCUGGAGGAUCUGGUUCCUGGACACCUCCAAACAGGCCAUUGGUAUGCUAUUCAUUCACUUUGCCAACAUCUACCUGUCUGACCUCACAGAGGAGGACCCCUGCUCACUUUACCUCAUUAACUUUCUCCUGGAUGCGUCUCUUGGAAUGCUGCUGAUCUAUGCCGGGGUGAGGGCCGUCAGUGCUAUCAUAGAGUGGAGGCAGUGGGACGCUCUACGCUUCGGAGAAUAUGUAACUGUGUGUGUGCGCGCAGGAGAACCAGGGCAGUGUACUGCGUGGGCGGGCCAGUGUGCUCUCUACAUCCUCAUCAUGAUGUUUGAGAAGGUCCUCAUCAUCCUGGUCUUACUCCUCCCCCAAUGGAAGAAGCUGGCUCUCCUGAACCCCAUAAACAACCCUCAGUUGGAGCUGGCCAUCGUCAUGCUCAUCGUCCCGUUCUUCGUUAACGCCCUGAUGUUUUGGGUGGUAGAUAACUUCCUGAUGAAGAAGGGGCGGACAAAAGCCAAGCUGGAGGAGCGAGAGGUGGGGGAGGACGUGCGGGGCAACAGUAAGGUGCGCUACAGACGGGCACUCUCCCACGACGACGCAGAGUCUGAGAUCCUGUUCUCGGCUGACGAUGAGAUGGACGACUCGUCAGAGGAGGAUGUGCGCCGACUCACUGGCCUCAAGACGGUCAAGAAGAAGAAGCACCGUAUGGGGAUCCCUGUUUGACCUGGGCCUACCCAGUCUGACCUGGUCUGACCCACUCCCGUGUCCACUCACAUCCCCACUCUCUCCCUCUCCAGGCCCUGCUGCCCUGACUGGAGCCUGCUGGGAACCUGUACUUGAUUCCUCUAACAGCAGUCUGGGAUUGGUCUCUAUGUGGAGUGAGUAGGGUGCCUUUGUAGGGAGGUGGGAUCAUGGAGGACUGCAGAUCAUGGAGCCUAUUAGACUGCCUUUACUACACAUUAACAUGGAACUCCAGCAGCCUGUACACUGGGAAUAGAAACACAUGGAAAGGAUUUUACUGCAGCUAAGCACAUACCAUGUCUAUAUGAGAUUUCACCAUAGAUCUAUCCCUGGUGUUUCAGUGACACUCGUUGGGGAAAUGAAUCUUGAUAUGGAUGUUGGGAAAACUGUUAACACUGGUCUAUAAUAGGGGGGUUUGAGUUUGUGAUGCAGUAUAAUUGCUAGCACCCUUCACUAAAGAUCCUAUUAAAUUACUAUUAUUAUUCUAAUUCUUAAUUCUGUUCCACACUGACUCUUCAGAGGUCCAGAAUGAUAUUACUGCAUCUGGUUAAGCUGUGAAUGGGUGUUACUUUUUCUGUGGUUUAGCAGGUGACCUCGGUUGGAUGUAGACGGAGAGAACAGGCACCUGGUAUUGAACUCAGCGUUUUCCCCUGCCUUUAAGUAAACCUCUGUCAUUUUAACAUUUUAAUACAUUUGAUACGCUUCCGAAUCAAAACGUGAUUGUAUUCCUCAUCUAGAUUCUAUAAAUGAAGUGUCUGUCUCAUCCUCAGCUAGGCUGACUGCUAUGGCCUGUUAUAGGAGUUGGUGGAGUGUGUGUGUCUGUGUGAACAUUUCCAUUCGUGCAUAACUAAGGGAAUGUGGGAGGUGUGGUUUGAUGUGCCAAUGGAGGCUUUGCUCUGUAAAGAUGCAGUGUUUUAUAAUAACCACAGCACUCACAUUUCUAACUGUUUCAACCUCUACAUGACUGCAGAGGGAGGACAGUGCAGCUUGGGCGUGUGUGUUCCCAGUUAUCACUGGUCCAUGGAUGUUCUUUGUGUUCAUUCUUUGUUUUUGACAAUGUCCCUGUGUGAACUUACCAUGUUUGUGAGUGUUCAUUUUGUGCCCCAGAUCUUUAGACAGUAGCAUUCAGUUGGUUUGGCUCAGAUGUUGAGAAUGUGACAGAAGCACAGACCUAGAGUGUGAGUGACUUUUGGAGCCGACAGUACAGCCGACAGGACAGUGCAGGUAUGUUUGGAUGUAUGAGUGUGUUUGUCUUAAUGCUCCUGUUCAAAGUAAGGAGUGGGGAUAAAUUAAAUGUGAUGAUGACCAUGGUGCUGAUGAUGAACAGUUUGACAAUGAUGAUGUUGUUGGCUGAAACAUAGGAAUAAAUGACGGUAGGGUUUGGUAAA
This is a messenger RNA of Coregonus clupeaformis (lake whitefish), 3227 nucleotides long. Its product is annotated as store-operated calcium entry regulator STIMATE. The transcript has 8 exons. Gene Ontology annotation, molecular function: calcium channel regulator activity. Gene Ontology annotation, biological process: activation of store-operated calcium channel activity. The record is from RefSeq and is a predicted model, not a curated record. The coding region runs from base 865 to 1821 and encodes 318 amino acids. Gene Ontology annotation, cellular component: membrane; cortical endoplasmic reticulum. NCBI's taxonomy places the organism in Eukaryota, Metazoa, Chordata, Actinopteri, Salmoniformes, Salmonidae.